Morchella importuna is the source of this 900-nucleotide messenger RNA. RefSeq lists its product as uncharacterized. The record is from RefSeq and is a predicted model, not a curated record. Gene Ontology annotation, cellular component: cell division site; growing cell tip; plasma membrane. The coding region runs from base 1 to 900 and encodes 299 amino acids. The transcript is spliced from 2 exons. NCBI's taxonomy places the organism in Eukaryota, Fungi, Ascomycota, Pezizomycetes, Pezizales, Morchellaceae.
AUGCGAAUGCGACCCGCAACCCCGCUCAGCAUUAUCCUGCUGGCCGCAUUUGCUCUCUUGCUGCUGAGUGUUCUGAGUACUCCGAUCAUUCCUGGAAUUCACCUCGCCGCCUAUAACGACGUUACCUUCGGGGUUUUCGGCUUUUGUACGUCGGGACAAUGUAGUGGCUAUGCAAUUGGUUAUAACACAGCAUCUGGUGAACUUUCGAAUGCCGACUUUUCCCUCCAGUCCAAUGCCCGCAAUUCACUGACACACUUGCUGAUUGUGCACCCCAUUGCGGCACUAUUUACUCUAAUAUUAUUAAUUCUCUCGGUGCUUUCGCACCUCAACGGCCCCGCGCAUUCCCCACGAUACUUGCUUGCUAUUCUGAUUCUUUCGCUACCAACAUUUGUGCUCUCACUUCUUGCCUUCCUAGUUGAUAUCUUAAUUUUCCUACCGCAUGUUCAAUGGGGCGGCUGGGUCGUUCUCGGGGCGACUGUUCUCAAUGCUAUAGCAGGAAUCAUAACCUGCGGUAUGCGCCGGACGCUUGUGCAAAAGGUCGCUCGUCGGAAGAGAAUCGCGGAGGCCCCGCCUACAAAUGGCACGGAAUUUUAUGCAAAUCAGCCUCAAGUCGCGGCAGUCCCGCCGAUUCCAGAGAGCAACAUGGGCGAUAAGGUGCCGGAGUUCGCUACUUUCGAAGUUGAUAAACCUGUGCACGGGGAGACGGAGGGAGAGUGUAUCCCAUUGAAUCCUAGAUCGCGAGCCAUGUCACCGGCAGCGCCCGAAGAAAGAGUGAUGGGUGGCGCGAGUUCGUUUAACCAGCCUUCAUUACGUCGUGCGCCUAGUGAUAGGAGUGAGGGUAUGGGCCGCCGCCGAGAGGUGCGGGGCCACUAUCGAGGCCCAACCCACCGGGACAAGUAA